Molecule: messenger RNA, 450 nt
Organism: Penicillium angulare
Lineage: Eukaryota; Fungi; Ascomycota; Eurotiomycetes; Eurotiales; Aspergillaceae
Exons: 1
Coding region: 1-450 (149 amino acids)
Source: RefSeq, a predicted model, not a curated record
AUGUCAACGCACGUAGAAACCCCUUCAUUGCCAUGUCCCUUCCACGAAGGUGAUCAGCUCAACAAUGAUCUCGAUGCAUCGCUUGAUUAUUUGCCAGGUUAUCCCCGUAUCAAGAUGAGCAAUGAAAAGGAGUUGUUUGAUUUUAUUCGCCAGGAAGUCUGGUCAGAGGAUCUCGAGUCGAUGUCGGGCAGACUCUGGUGGAUGUCGAAGCAGGAUAGCAGCAAUAUCUCUCCGUUACAUCGACAGCGAGUGAAGGGCCGACAGAUUAUCGUUACCGAGGAUCCCCGGCUACAUCUCAUCUGGAUCGACAAUCGAACCUUCCUGAAACCUCUCCCCCGGUACAUAACGUCCUACGUAUUCUGGGAUCCGUUCAUGAGUGAUCCGUCUAAAUAUGGUGCAAGGGUGGAGCUAAGAAAGGCCGCACUCGGGUAUCUGCGAACAUAUUUCUAA